CUGGGGUUAUCUAAGGGACAUUGGCGUUAUCUGGGUGUCUGCUGGGUUAUAUUCGGCUGGGGUCAUUGGGGAACUAUGGAGUUAAUUUAGAUGGGGUUAUGUUUGGGUUUCCAUGCUGCUCGUACAGAAGAUCAGAAGGUUCCACAAGCCUUUGGGCAGCCUCCAGUCAGAGCGAGGAACUGGCUUUAAUUCCUCUCUCCCCUUUGCUAUUCCUCCUCCUCAAGUGUGCUCAGAUGUUUUUAAGCCAAACAGCUGCCUACGUGCAGUUAUGUGUUUGCGCAAAUUCGAAGGCAGGGAUCGUUCUGGGGUCUGCCUUCUCUUUCCCUUGCUGACUGAUGCUUGACGCGACUCUUCACCUCACUGGCUGCAAAUAGUAACAGACUUGGAGGAAUGCCAGAGAAAGAGAGAGAGAGGAAGGGAGACAGAGAAAGACGCAGACAACAGGUCAUAAGAGACUCGAACGGCCAAGUACUUUGUGUCCACAAAGAACAGGAUCCAGGCGUUGUCUAAAGGCUGGCAUGUAUUUCCCAUCCUUGGCAGACUGGGUUGCGAGGGCCGCUUCAGAGGACGGGCGAGAGUCAUUAGAACAGGAGCAGUCGUGGCAAGAGACUCCCAGAAAGGAAGGCGGAAACCUCCUCGAAGAGGUCAGACCUGCCCGCCGACCCGUGGGAGUCUCCCGCCUGUGACUGACCAAAGUGAAGACGGCUCAUUCGGGAAGGCACGGCAGAUUUAACUGGGGACGUGGAGAGGCCAAGUCAAGGCGGUGAGGGGGAGCGCACCAACAUCCAAACAACCCAUCUAUCCAAGCCCUCAAGCACCACCUGCUCUGCAUGUGGCAGAGUCUGCAGAUUUUGUGAAGCUGCAUUGUGCCUUAUUAGACAUCCUGAAACAUUCUGUGCAACCAUGAUAAACAGAACCCUGCGCUCAAGGUUAAAAUGGGAAACCAAGGCCAGUUUUUACUCAUGUGGUGACUUAUUUGUAAAACUCUCAGACGAGAAGACCCGGUUUUAAGGGUGCGUUCACGGGGACAACUCAGAAUUGCUCGACACCAGGUUCACUCAGCACCGAUGCCCUGGCUGUAGUUUGAAUCGAGAGUUGUGCUGCGAUCUGACUCCAGAAUGAAUUUCUGUGAAAAAGGCAGGCUGUAUCUUAAUUAUGAACUUGGAAGUUACAGCAUCAAGGCUAACGGAAGAACCUGUGGGCUGUUUAUUCUGUGAGCCUUCAAACAGUUCUUGACAAAGGUCUAACUCAUCCAGCCGAAGAGUCUUGAAGGGGUCCUCGGACAUUUGGGAUUAUGUCGCUCAACAAUUUCCACUUCAUUCACAGUAUUAAAAACUCGCCAGCUGUUUUCCGUCGGAGGUUUAAGAAGGACAAAACCAAGAAUCUGUCCCACGGUGACCCACUGUUCAAGGUGCGUUACAUGGGGAUGGAGAAAAUCUACUCACUGCAGGUUGAACAGACCAGGGAGGUAGUCAACCGUCUGGUGGGCAAGGAGUCCUCCAAGGCCUGCAAGGACCACGCCCUGGUGGUGAGGCCGCGCUACCUGGAGGUGAAGGAGAUCUCGAGUGGCCGGCAGAUCACCAAGACCUACCUCCACGACAUUGCCUAUUGCACAGCGGACAGGGGCCACACCAACGUCUUCCUCUACAUCUGCAAGAGCAAAGGGCAGCUCCAGUGUCGCGUGUUCCUGUGCAACAAGGCGGAGAAGGCCAAGGCCAUCACGGUCUGCUUGGCAAAGUCCUUUGAGACGGCGUUCAGUCAAUGGCACGAGAUGUACGGCCACCAAACAUUGCCGGUCUCCUCUUCUGGCACUGAUCCUGGCUCGGAGGAACAGGACAAUCCUCGCAGUCGUGCAGAUGAAGGGAGCUCGUUGGACGAGGAAUCUGAGCUCAGCCGCCCCUUCGAAAGCGAUGAAGAGGCGGAGGUCAGGAUGCACCGGGAGUUUCUGCAGCGGGCGACAUCGUUCCGAGCCCCUCACCGUCUGGACACGGGCUACCAUGACAUGGAGGAUCUGACCAGAGAUUCCUCGGUCCAGGUGCUGGUCGGGGGAGAGCAGGAAGGGGACUGACCGUCAGCUCACCUCCCGCCUGCUUUGAUUCUUUGAUUAAUCUUUAACUAGGGAAGAAAGAAAAUCAAUUGGCAGCACAGACUCCUUAGGGACAGAGGUUGAAAUCUUCAAUAUCACGUGCGAGGUUUUUAUCGAUCAUUUUUAAAAUGGCUUUUAAAUGCAGGAUAAAAGCAACCUUUCCUCGUAAGAAGGUUUUAAUCAAGAUGACUGCUUAACAAUAAAACUCACACACAUGAAAAUGUGAUGUUAACACAUUCAACACUCCAGCAACAAUAUUAAGCAUGUUGUGGGAAGAUGGCUUCUCAUCUCCAACAACUCUUGCUUCAUGAAUUUUAGACUUUAGAUUAAACAUAGGAUUCACUGACUGUGUAGUGCCUCAUCUGGAUGAAUAUAGAAUACAUUCUGUGGAGUUUAGAAGAAUAAGAGGUGAUCUCUUUGAAACGUAGACAAUCCUUAGCGGGCUUGACAGGGUAGAUGCUCAGAGGCUGUUUUCCCCGUCUCUAAAAGAAUCUAGAACGAUCGGGGUGGGUGAGGGGAGGGGAGGGGAGGAGGGGCAGUGGGUGGUGGUGGUCACAGUGUCAGGAUAAGGGGUCAGCCACUCAGGGUGGAGAUGAAGAGAAAUUUCUUCACUCAGAGGGUUGUGAAUCUUUGGAAUUCUGUACCCCAGAGGGCUCAGUUGCUAGGUUUAGAGUGAAAUGGAUAGAUUUUUGGACACUAAGGGGAUCAAGGGGUAUGGGGUUAGGGUGGGAAGAUGAAGUUGAGUUGGAAGAUCAGCCAUGAUCGUAUUGAAUGGCGGAGCAGGCUCGAGGGGCUGAAUGGCCUCCUCCUGCUCCUCUUUCUUUUGUUGUUAAUGACAUAAUCUGAUGCCACAGAGAGAGAGAGAGAGAGAUAGUGGCUCUGAUUGACAAACAUUCCUCUCCCCAGCAGCCUUCUCUGGGACGCUCCUGGACCCUGGCUGGAGUCUUUGCCUGUCUAUAAGGCAAAACUGUCACUCGCUUCUACCAGUGUGUGAAACCCUGUUGGAAAUGGGUUCGCAAAUUACUGAAGGAAAACAAUGUGUUUAUGUUAACCUGCAGCAACUGUCUGUACUUUUUUAUAUGACUCGACUAUCUCUCAGGAGGGGUCUCUGGUCACUGAAAUUAAAUUUUGUUUUAUAUUUCGACACGUCUGUUGGAAGGAGUGUCCCAGAUAGGUUCGCUAACUGCAAACUCCCUAUUUAUCUGCUUUUGGGUGACUGCAGAAUACACACUGAAUGCGGAACAAAUUUGACUGUAAGCGGAUUUUCUUUCAGUAGGACUGUUUUGCGAAGUUCAAAUAUUUCCAAUAAAAACUGAAGCGGA
Molecule: messenger RNA, 3408 nt
Organism: Carcharodon carcharias (great white shark)
Lineage: Eukaryota; Metazoa; Chordata; Chondrichthyes; Lamniformes; Lamnidae
Product: low density lipoprotein receptor adapter protein 1-A
Exons: 4
Coding region: 1295-2068 (257 amino acids)
Source: RefSeq, a predicted model, not a curated record